Messenger RNA from Acipenser ruthenus (sterlet), 3743 nucleotides. RefSeq names its product transmembrane prolyl 4-hydroxylase-like. Gene Ontology annotation, cellular component: endoplasmic reticulum. The record is from RefSeq and is a predicted model, not a curated record. Gene Ontology annotation, molecular function: L-ascorbic acid binding; iron ion binding; procollagen-proline 4-dioxygenase activity. NCBI's taxonomy places the organism in Eukaryota, Metazoa, Chordata, Actinopteri, Acipenseriformes, Acipenseridae. Gene Ontology annotation, biological process: peptidyl-proline hydroxylation to 4-hydroxy-L-proline. The transcript is spliced from 9 exons. Bases 600 to 2291 code for a protein of 563 amino acids.
GAUGGCCGACGCCGGCUUCACCAAAUGGUGACGUUUUGCUGCAGCGGCCGUCUUGGAUUUUGAGAGUGAAUUGGUGACCACACUGGAUCUGGUGUGAGCUGUACGGCACGCGUUUAAUCACAGAAUAAACCAUUCCGUUCAUAAGAAUGCUCGCUGGCACAACGAGGAUACAAGGGUAUUUGACACCGCAUAUGAAUAUACUUUUAAUCAGGGUAAAAUAGUAGUACACAAAAACCUUCUGAUCAUCGCCGCUCUGGAGAAUGUUGCGCAGCAUCCCGAGCCAUCGGCCGAGAGAGAGAUAGCUUUAAGUGGGAUAGACACUGAGAAACCCGGCCGCGGACCUAGCCCAAUUGCAUGUUCGUUUUUAUUAGUGUCCUUCAGUUAAAUGUGUUAUUAGGUUGUUGUAUUUGUGGAAUAUGGCAGGACAAUACGCACCCAGUUGCUAAGUAACGGCGCUAUUAUAUUUUGUGUUAUUUAAAUAACCGUGUGAUGCGGCUAAACGAGAAACCACCUGGUGGCAGGGCUGUUUGAUUUUUAUAUGACAAGUCACAGGUCCACGGCCGUCUAGCUACAACAACAUCUGCGACCGCGCUGCCGCUAUGAUCGACCACCGCCCCGGGGAUUUGAGCCCGAGAGAGCCGCUGGGCUCCACCGAGCUCUCCAUGCCCCGGGACCGAGUCUCGCUUCAGAAAAGCAACGUGUGCUCUCGCUCUUACUUUGUCGUGGUCAUGGUGUUUGUGCAUGUGUACAUUAUCAAUGUCAUCGCGUUGCUGCUCUACGUGCAUUACAACAACGGCCCCGGGGACAGCUCUGCUGUGGACGGCCAGGACUCGGCUAGCCCGUCCUUCAUUAACAGCGGGUCGCACCCGCAGCCGCUGCCGCUGCCCGUGAACCCGGAUCCUGGGCCAGACGCCAUGUAUCUCCCUCGCCUGGAGGGCAUCAAGGUGGGACAUGUACAGAAGGUGGCUCUGGUGCCAAACAAAGUCCACGAGCUGAAGACACUCAGCCUGAAACCCCUGCUCUUCGAGAUCUCUGGCUUCCUGUCUGAUGAAGAAUGUCACCUCCUCAUUCACCUGGCCAAGCUGAAGGGGCUGCAGGAGAGCCAGGUGAUGAUCCCAGAGGGAGGGGACGAGCUGGCAGAGCAGCUGGAGAUCAGCCAAGAGGAGAUCUUCAAUCUGCUGGACCACAACCAGGACGGGCAGCUGCAGCUGCAGGAGGUUCUGACCCAUUCGCGUGUCCGAGACGGGAUCUGGCUCACUCCGGAGAACGUGAGGGAGAUCUAUGCAGGGCUGAAGGCUGAUCCUGAUGGUAACGGGAUGCUGAGUGUACAGGAGUUCAAGAAGCUCAAUACCAACGCCUUCCAGCAGUUCCUGCAGCAGCGCGGAGUGGAGAAGAGCCAGCUGGUGCGCAACAGCAAGCACACCUGGCUGUACCAGGGGGAGGGGGCACACCGAGUGCUGAGGCAGCUGCAGCAAAGAGUGACUCGUCUGACACGCCUGCCCCUUGACAUCGUGGAGAACAGCGAACCGCUGCAGGUGGUGCGUUACCAGCGGGGGGGGCACUACCACGCUCACCACGACAGCGGGCCUGUGUACCCCGAGACUGUCUGCUACCACACCAAGCUGGCAGCCAAUGCUAGCACCCCUUUCGAAACCUCCUGCCGGUACAUCACAGUCCUGUUCUACCUGAACUCUGUCCCUGGGGGGGGAGAGACGACCUUCCCAGUCGCCGAUAACAGAACAUACGAGGAGCUGUCUCUGAUUCAGAACGAUGUGGAUCUGCUGGAUACCCGGAAGCACUGUGACAAGGGCAACCUGCGUGUGAAGCCCAGCCAGGGCACCGCCCUUCUGUGGUACAACUACCUGUCUGACGGGAAAGGCUGGGUGGGGGACCUCGAUGAGUACUCUCUGCACGGAGGCUGCGUGGUCACUCAGGGCACUAAGUGGGUUGCUAAUAACUGGAUUAACGUGGACCCAGACUCCCGGCGGCAGACUCGCUACCAGCAGCUUGUGUCCCGUCUGGGUGGGGAGGAGACUGCCACAAAGAGGCUGGAGGAGCUGUAUCGGGGGAUCCAUGCAGACCAGAACCAGAACCUCCACACAUACCAGGACCUGCACCAGAACCCCCACACAGACCAGGACCUCCACACAGACCAGAACCUCCACACAGACCAGGACCUGCACCAGAACCAGGACCUCCACACAGACCAGGACCUGCACCAGGACCUCCACACAGACCAGGACCUGCACCAGAACUUCCACACAGACCAGGACCUACACCAGGACCUGUAGCAAUCACUCGUCUACUGAGAAGUGAAGAUGGGAACCAGCAGAUCUCAUGGCUAUUUGAAGCAGAAUGCCAGCAUGUCUUCUGAAGAGCCUUCUGCAGCAUGCCAGCAUGUCUUCUGAAGAGCCUUCUGCAGCAUGCCAGCAUGUCUUCUGAAGAGCCUUCUGCAGCAUGCCAGCAUGUCUUCUGAAGAGCCUUCUGCAGCAUGCCAGCAUGUCUUCUGAAGAGCCUUCUCUGGGAUGCAACUGUAAAUAGCUGUUACGUCUUGUUUAGUUUGCAGUAGAACCGACAGUGUUUCUCCGCUUUCACAUCACUGCAGUCUUCUAUGCACAGCUGUGGCUGAAGGAAGUCUCCUAGCGUUACUGUUUAGCUUUCAUUUUCACCUGGUGGCCAGAUGUUGUAAUUGCACUAAGAUUCCAGACUCAGUGAUAUGAGGACAGCUAUUUAAAAGUUUUCAACUUCUUAAUCUGAGAGCUUUCUCUGCGCUUGCUCUUGCUGGUGACGAUGCACAUCAUUGUGACUCGGGUUCAAACAGGCCUGACAGGUUAAUAAGAAUUUUGGAGGGUAGGUGCUUGAGACCCUUAAUGUUUACUGUGAACUAGAAAAUAAAACAUUGUUAUAGCCAGGAAGCACUGGCAAGGAGUUCUCACUAGAAAAGAGAUUGAAAGCACUGUAAUAACUGUCCUCAAAGCCAGGAAACACAAGGAGUUCUCACUAGAAAAGAGAUUGAAAGCACUGUAAUAACUGUCCUCAUGUUGCUUCUGUAAUAAUUUAAAGACGGGUGUGACUCGUUAGGAGGCCUGCACUCUGGGACAGAGAUGUGUCUCUCUUGUAACCUAUAAAGGGUAUUGCUGUCAUGUUACGCACACUGCUGGGCAGCGCAGUGACCGGGCUCAUCUGGGAUCAUCUGUUUAUAUAGCUUCUUAAAAGUACAACAUUCUGUGGCACCUACUGUGCUACACACCUAGUGUCAUCAAGGUCCUGCCACUAGAUGGAAGAUAUUCCACCCUGUACCCAGCAGAGCUGCAUCAGUAAUAUUCUGGUGGCCGGCUGUGUGGCCAGGUGGGUGUGUGUCCGGGUGGCUGGCUGGCUGGCUGUGUGGCCGAGUGGCUGUGUGGCUGGCCAGGUGGCUGUGUGGCUGGCCAGGUUUGUGUCUGGGUGGCUGGCUGUGUGGCCGGGUGGCUGUGUGGCUGCCUGGCUGGCUGGCUGUGCACAGUGCAACUCAGUGUUUAAACUGCCAGGCUUGGCUAACACUGGGACUCACACUGCUGUUGAACAGCAUGGGUUUUCUUGUUUGUUAAUUUAUCUGUUUGCUUAUUUAUUUCUGUAUUUAUUUAUUGAUUUGUUUGAUCAUUGUGGUUAGUGUUAUAUAUUGAUUUGAUUUUCAUGUGCACUGAAACACUUUGCUUUAUUCCAAUGAUAAAAUAAAGAAAAUUCAAAGAAAUUGAUGUUGCAGU